AUGUUGCAAGAAUCUCCCGAGGUCCACGUCGACCCCAAAACAGAGGUGAUUCAGAAAGAGCCGAAGCGCAAAUGGGUGAGCUACAUUUGGGACACGUUCGAUAAAUCACCGGAAGAGCGCCGACUGCUCUUCAAGCUAGAUUCUGCGAUCCUGACAUUUGCAUCAUUGGGGUAUUUCAUCAAGUACCUGGAUCAGAUAAACAUCAACAAUGCCUUUGUUUCUGGAAUGAAGGAAGACUUGGGCAUGUAUGGCAAUGAGCUCAAUUACAUGCAAACCUGCUGGACUGUUGGAUACGUUAUUGGAGAAAUCCCAAGCAACAUCCUCUUGACUCGAAUUAAGCCAAGGUAUUGGAUACCGGCAAUGGAGCUUCUUUGGACUGUUCUCACCAUGUCACUAUCUCGGUGCAAUACCCCGACUCAAUUCUACGUACUGCGAUUUUUUGUUGGACUGGCUGAGAGUACCUUUUAUCCGGGGAUGCAGUAUAUCAUCGGGUCCUGGUACCGAAAAGACGAACUUGCCAAGCGCUCAUGCAUUUUCCACACCAGCAGUGGGAUAGCUAGUAUGUUCUCUGGAUAUCUUAUGGAUGCGGUCUAUCGAUUGGGAGGGCGAGGGGGGUUCAAGGGUUGGCAGUGGCUCUUCAUCAUUGACGGUGUGAUAUCGUUGCCAGUGGCUUUGAGUGGGUUUUUCAUCCUCCCAGAUGUGCCCGAGAUCUCUAGUCCCUGGUAUUUAAGCGAGCAGGAGGUUGAGCUAGCACAAACGCGAAUGACUCUGGAGGGAAGGAAGAACAGAGAGCCAUACACCAAGUCCAAACUAAAGAAGAUCUUUACCUCAUGGCACAUCUAUCUUCUGACCGCACUCUACAUCUGCUUCAACAAUGGCGCAGCAGGGAGUCAGCCUGUCUUUCAACAGUUUCUCAAAACUUCCGAGGAUCCCGUGUACUCCAUCAGUCAAAUCAACUCGAUACCCACCACUACUCCCGCAGUCCAGGUAGUAACGACACUAGCCUAUGCGUGGAUAUCGGACACGGUUUUGAAGGGGAGUCGUUGGCCCCCAAUCGUCUUCGGCGCUUGUGUCAAUAUUAUCAGUUAUGUCUCCCUUGCGGUGUGGAAUAUUCCAAUUGGAUGGAAGUGGACAUGCUACAUCAUUAGCGGUGCUGGAUAUGGACUGAGUGGAUUGCUCAUGGCUUGGGCCCAUGAGAUUUGUUCCGAUGACAACGAGGAGCGUUCCCUGGUGAUCGGGAGCAUGAAUGAGCUGGCCUAUGUCUUUCAGGCUUGGCUUCCUCUGAUAGUAUGGCAGCAAGUCGAUGCACCCCAGUACCAAAAGGGGUUCAUCACUGUUACAGUGCUGUCGAUUCUGUUGAUCAUUUUCACGUUCCUCGUUCGCCUGCUUCACGGAAGGGAGGAACAAGAUAAAAGGUAUGUUUAA
Messenger RNA from Penicillium olsonii, 1425 nucleotides. NCBI's taxonomy places the organism in Eukaryota, Fungi, Ascomycota, Eurotiomycetes, Eurotiales, Aspergillaceae. The record is from the annotation of a GenBank genome assembly.